Molecule: messenger RNA, 1968 nt
Organism: Macrosteles quadrilineatus (aster leafhopper)
Lineage: Eukaryota; Metazoa; Arthropoda; Insecta; Hemiptera; Cicadellidae
Gene: Ist1
Product: IST1 homolog
Exons: 9
Coding region: 155-1462 (435 amino acids)
Biological process (GO): protein transport
Source: RefSeq, a predicted model, not a curated record
UGUCUGUUCACUUGUCAACCUUGUGUUUUGUAGUGAAAUACAUUUUCCUAACCUGUAUUGUCACUUGUCAGUCUUCGAGUCUUCACUUCAUGGGUUUAAACUUAGUCGUUUAGUGUAAAAUAAUUAUCAAUAGGUAAAAUCAGCAAAGAGCAAAAUGUUUUCAGCAGAUGCAAACUACGGUAAACUGAAGACAAAUUUACGAUUAGCGAUAGAGAGGUUAAAAUUAUUAGAAAAAAAGAAAACUGAAUUGGCGCAGAAGGCAAGAAAGGAAAUUGCAGAUUAUAUUGCUAGUGGUAAAGCAGAAAGAGCAAAAAUAAGGGUUGAAUAUAUUAUUAGGGAGGAUUACAUGGUUGAAGCACUAGAGCUUAUUGAAAUGUACUGUGACAUUUUGCUGUCUCGAUUUGGACUCAUAACACAAACAAAAGGAAUUGAACCAAGUUUAGCAGAAGCCAUAUCCAGCUUGCUAUGGGUGGCGCCACAUUUGACCAGUGACAUCUCGGAAAUGAAAGUCAUUAGUGACCAGCUCACUAUCAAAUAUGGCAAGAAGUAUACUGAGGCCUGUCGCUUAGAUGCGGUGGAGACAAUUUCAGAGAAGUUGAAACAUAAAAUGAGCAUUCAAGCACCUCCAAAGAUAUUGGUGGAGAAGUACUUAAUUGAAAUUGCCAAAAACUACAACGUGCCUUAUGAACCUGACCCUCAGGUUAUGCGUGAAGAUGAGCAGGCAAAGAGUGUGGACGCAUUGCUGUUUGGUGGAGAUAACAACCUCAGCAGUGAUAGCUUAGGCCCUAGACCUCCAGGGUUUAGAGAUUAUCCUCCCCCUCCCCUUGUACCCAACAACUUUCAACCCUUCGCUUAUCCGAACUUUGGUGAGAAGUCUGUAAACAUGCCUCCACAGCAGCCUUACGGUCCUCCUCCAGCUGCUUUGUCUUACAACAUUCCUCCAGCUGAUGACCUACUGCCCAGCUACGACCUAGCUAUGAAACCAUCCAACAUCCCGCAGAACUUUCCACCAAUGCCACAACAUGGAAUGCCACAACCCGGAAUGCAACAACCUGGAAUGCCACAACCCGGAAUGCCACAACCCGGAAUGCCACAACCCGGAAUGCCACAACCCGGAAUGCCACAACCUAGAAUGCCACAAUCUGGUAUGCCAAGCCCUUACAGAGGCAACAAUUCUCAGGAUUUUUCUCCGUUACAUCAGCCUGGUCCAACACAACAUCCUCAUCAGAAUUUACCGAGUGUACCAUCAAGCCAGCAUGGUACCACAGAUAGAAACAAACAGAGUAAUCAGACUCCAAAACCUCUUCCUCGAGCCAAGCUCACUCCCCCAGACAAUUUGCCUGAGCUGCCCAAUGUUCCUAGUGACACGAUUGCUGGCGGCACCACCCACAACGAUAGUUCUGACGAGAUCGAUUUUGACGAUUUGGCUCGCAGAUUCGAGGAACUGAAGAAAAGGCAGUAAACAAAAAAUAAUUAAUUUUGGUAUUUGUCUUUAAUAUUUUAUGAUCAAGUUCUACCUAGUAACAGAACAGUCUACAGGUUUUUACUUGAAAUAUGUGGGAUAUUUUAUGACACAUUAUGGUAACGGCUUCAUUAAAUAUUUUUAUCUGUAUGAAAAAUAGCUAAGGUUUUAUAACUGUAAAGUAUGUUCAAUAUAAAAAUAAUUUAUUCCACGUUAAUACCCAUAUACCCAAAGGUACCAAAGUUUUUCCACCUCUGUAAAACAUGACGGAUUUAAAUAUAAACCUGGGUGGCUCAGGCAGUCAUUGCAGACUAUUGACAAGUGGUUCAUAAUACUUAAAAAAAUUGCAUUAAAAGACCACUUGUACGCUUAUUUUUCUUUGUUAAUAUUUCUUUACUAAUGUUUUUUAUAAUCAAGUAAGUAUUACUGUGUUAUGUGAAGUUGAUUUUAUCAAAAUAUUUAUAUUUAUAGAUCAAACAUUAUUUUAUUGUAAUAAAGCUUUCAAA